AACCGAGUGUUUUAAUGUGUCUGUUGGUCAUUUACAACUAAAUUGGUUUCCUGUUUAUUUACUCAAAUAAGCAUGGAAUGUCAUAUAAACACAUGUUCAGUUUAUUUCAUCUAUUUUUAGUGCAUAUACAGUCCUUAUAUAUUUUAAUUUUUAAUCCCUUAAUUUUCAUCUUACAAUUUUACUCCCGAUUAAGAAUUUUUGGUUGACUUCCUACUCAAUUAUACACUUUUUCACCAUUGUAAGACAAUAUUUGGCCUAUAACAAUCUUGUUACAAUUCAUAAGCAAGACUGAUGACCCCCCAUUCAUAUCAGACUGUGAAAUGCAAAAUAAGCUGUAGUUAAUGUCUCUUCAUGACAAAAAGGAUUAAGGACAUGAUGAUCCUGCUUUACAUAUUUGGGAGUGGUAAGUGUUACAACAAGAAGAUUCUUUAAAAUGAUUCAUUUGUUCUUAUUUUGGUGAUAGAUAUUUUGGGCACACCUAAAAUUUCUGAGUUAAAACUUAGAGGCAAAUAAACAGAACUAUUUAGGUGAUGUAUAUGUUUUAUAACUGGAAAUUAUUCCCUUACUUUAGUGAACAUGUACUCUCUUAUUGUGUUCAGUGCUGGCCUUGGCUGUGCAUUGUUCUUCAAGCAACCAGUUUACAGCCUCCUGUAAUAACAGACAGUUGUUGUUUAUCUAGCUGCGCUGACCUAGUUGAAGUUAACCUGCUCAUGCACUCAGUCUCAAUCUCACUUAACAUUAUCAGUCUAAUUACCAGCAGGCGAGCCACGCUUAGCUCGUACACUGAUGGACUGCUUUCACAAAGCGAUGUGACAUUUUGUGACUGUUUGUAAUAACCUGCAGCACGAAAUUAAUUUUUUUGUUGUUGUCUUUUAAUGCUACAUAUGCAACAUUGUGUAUUCUUGAGUUUUGUCAUUUAAACUGUGACUAUGGUCAUUGCAAGCGAAAACUGUCAGUUUAACCGAAUUAAAAAAAAAAAUAAAAAAAAAAACAUUUUAAAAUUGAGAGCUAACAGUCUAGAACUAAAUUAUAGUGAUUCAAUCAUUAAAGAAAAAAUCUUGCUGGUAAUUAUAGAAAUAUUUCUGGGAUCCUCUCUAAAUAGCUCCCAUCAAUCACUCUUCCUGGAUGCAAUUUUGUAUAAUGUGUCAGAUCCAUGUAAGGUGUCCAUAGUUCUGAGUAAGAUCAUGACACAGAAGGAUAAUCAGCCACCAGCACGUGCAAAAUGCAGGUAGGUGUGUCUGAUCCCAUGUGUCUCCAGUCCAGCUCCACAGUCACACCAAAGUGAGGGAUUCCAGCUUUACCAAUGCUGGUCCUGUCCUCACAGGCCAGGAGUUCCCAUUCAGAGCUUUGCAUGGUCUAAUGCGGUCUGCGCCCCAGCAGCCAGCUCGCUGGCCAGGUGGUAUGGUGGAAGGAGAACUUCAGAGAAUGCCAGGCAGAAACCAACUGCGACGAGUCUCCCAGACCCCUUUUCCAGACCAGGCACCUCCAAGGAAGUCUCGCAAGAAGCUACAAGUUAUCAUCUGUGUGCUCCUUGUGGAGUUGUGCGAAAGAUUCACUUUCUUUGGGAUUGUGUGUAACAUGAUUCUCUUCUGCACUGUGAAGCUGGGCUAUGAUAACUACCUGGCUGCGACGGUUAACCUGUGCUUUAUAGGCGCCAGCACCCUGACUCCUGUCCUGGUUGGGUGGUUUGCAGAAACCUGCUUAGGAAGGACUAAAGUGCUCUACUUGUGUGCUGUUCUUCAUUUCUUUGGUACAGCCAUGCUGCCCGUGGUGGCAUUUCCCUUCGAAGAUUUCUACAUCGACACUCAUCACAUGACGCACCAGCUGGAACCCCGGGAGCAACAGAUCCUCUUCUACACCGGCCUCCUGGCUGCUGCGCUGGGCAUCGGUGGCAUCCGGGCCAUCCUCUGCCCCAUGGGAGCCUACAACCUGCAGGGCUACAACCAGCACCAGCUCCUGUCCUUCUUCAACUGGUUCUACUGGUUGGUGAACCUGAACUCCACUAUUGUGUUUCUGGGUAUUGCUUACAUCCAGCAGUCUGUGGCCAAAAAUCUGGGCUUUCUUAUCCCCUUCACCUCUGUGCUGCUGGCUCUCAUUGCCAUACACAUGAUGCGCAACAAACUCACCUACAAACCCAAGAAAGGUGGAUCUUUACUGACCACACUGGGAGUCUUCCUGAACUCUUUCAAGAUGUGCUGCCUCCACUAUCGGCACCUGAGUGGCGAUGUGGUGUCUUGGCUGGACCGGGCCAAGGAGAACAAUGGUGGCCGUUACAGUGAGACGCAUGUAGAGAACGUCAAAGUCCUGGCAAAGCUCUUCCCUCUUUACGGGCUUCAGCUGCUGUACAGAGCCUGCAUCACACAGAUUCCCUCAGGUUACUACAUACAGACAAUGAACUCCAACCUUCACCUGAAUGACCUCCUGCUGCCCAUCGGAGCUAUGAAUGUGAUCAGCAUCCUGCCUGUGCUGCUCUUGGCCCCGCUGAUGGAGUGUGUCACCACCUGCUACCUCUCUAUGGAAAAAACUCCUGUGGCCCCUGCAAAAAUCAUUACUCUGGGCCACGUGUGUGCCACUCUGUCAGUCCUGGUGGCAGGUUUGUCUGAGCUGCAGAGGAAGACUUACCCUCUGGUGGAACAGACGCUGUCUGGAAAGGUCCUGCAAGUGUCGUCCAUGCCGUGUUUCCAGCUGGCACCCCAAUACAUCCUGCUUGGUCUGGCAGAGGCUCUUGUCACCCCUGCAUGUUCCCUCAUAUCUUUCCAGCUGACCCCGAGCCACAUCAGAGGCAUCUCCCUGCACUUCCUCACUCUGUCCUAUGGAGGGGGCUGCUUCCUAGGAGCCUUCAUCGUUCAGCUGGUUUACUUUCUCUCUGGAGGUAACUUCUACCCAAGCAUGCUGCAUGAUGGGAAUCUGGAGAGAUUCUUCUUCCUCUUGGCCACACUGAUGGCUAUAAAUACCCUUGUAUUCUGGAGUGUAUCUUACAGGUACAUAGACCUGAGUGUGCGGGGCAAAGCACUGACCCUCAGCCCACUGACUGAGAAGCUGCGGCAUUACAAAGCCUUCCUGCGCUUCUAUGACACCGUGGAUCGCUCCUACACAAACACCUCCUUUGAAUCCAUUUUAUGACCGUCUUCAUUGUGACCUCUACUGUGAGUGGCGCUGGCGCUGCAUGUUACUGUGUCAAAAUCUGUAACUUGGGAA
Molecule: messenger RNA, 3198 nt
Organism: Seriola aureovittata
Lineage: Eukaryota; Metazoa; Chordata; Actinopteri; Carangiformes; Carangidae
Gene: slc15a5
Product: solute carrier family 15 member 5
Exons: 9
Coding region: 1360-3123 (587 amino acids)
Biological process (GO): transmembrane transport
Cellular component (GO): membrane
Molecular function (GO): transmembrane transporter activity
Source: RefSeq, a predicted model, not a curated record